Messenger RNA from Hemiscyllium ocellatum (epaulette shark), 2535 nucleotides. Its product is annotated as LON peptidase N-terminal domain and RING finger protein 3-like. The transcript has 12 exons. The record is from RefSeq and is a predicted model, not a curated record. Gene Ontology annotation, molecular function: protein binding. NCBI's taxonomy places the organism in Eukaryota, Metazoa, Chordata, Chondrichthyes, Orectolobiformes, Hemiscylliidae. Bases 92 to 2305 code for a protein of 737 amino acids.
GGGAGGGGGCAGAGAGCCCUGGGUUUGGAUUUAAAGGGGGUGGAAGGUGGUUUCAUCCUCCUCUUCAAACCCACCCCUCGCUACUCCAGCCAUGGGUUCACAAGGAAGGGGUCUGGACGUGAUGCUGGAGCUGGCUACGGAGGCGAGGGAUUUCCAACUGGCCGCCGAGAUCUACCAGCGGCAGCUGCGGGCCAGGCAGCAGCAGCAAGCCGGGGGCGACCCGGAGGAGAUCCGCUUGAGACGUGCCCGCUGCCUGGUGCUGGCGGAGAGGCUGAGCGAGGCGCUGCAGGAGUACCAGCUGCUGUCGGCUCAGGGCAGCCUGCGAGCCGAGCACCUGGGCGAACUGGUGGCUUACCUCGCCCGGAGCCUGAGAGUCAGUCAGGGCUGGGGAGAGGGCGAUCCUCCGGGCGGGGGCUUGCUGAGCUGCCGCUGCUGCACGGGCACCUUGUUCGAGCCGGUCACUCUCCGCUGCGGGCACACUUAUUGCAAAAACUGCUUGGAGAAGGAGCGGGACAGCGGAAGGGCUUGUUGCAAAGUUUGCAAGGAGAGAGUGCCCACCGCCGGACCCUACAGAGUCAACGUGGUCCUGAACAGUUUCUUAGGCAAAUACUUCGUGACGGAGACUAGAGCACUCGCCCUCCGUCACGAAGGCAACAGCUUAUAUAAGAAAAACAAACCCCUGGCUGCCUUAGAGAAAUAUCAUCAAGCUAUUGUAUUAGCCCCCAAAGACCAUUUGCUGUUGAGCAACCGUGCACAGAUUAAUGCAAGUCUGAAAUGCUUUGAAGAUGCGCUGCGCGAUGGAACUGCUGCUUGUAACAUCCAGCCUUUCUGGUCUAAAGGUCAUUUAAGAAAAGCACAAGCGCUAGCAGGUCUGCAGAAAAUGGACAAAGCUUUGAAGGAGUAUCUAAUUUGUAUUGCUUUAGAUUCCGAAAAUAAAACAGCAAAAAUGGAAGCCCAAAAGAUCCUGUGUGAUUUGCUUUCACCCAUUGCUGAAAAUAUACAUCAAAGGUUACCUGACAUAAUGCAGCUUAUGUCUCCACGAUCACGAAUUAAGGGAAUUGUCCUGAACUCGCUGAAUUCUAGAAAUCCGAGCAAUGUAUUUGAAAAUUCGUGCAAGGUAAAUGUCGAUACAACUGGCUUUGAAACCAAACAGGAAUGGAAGUCUCACUCCUACUGUAACUCAACGAAACCAGCUCAAGUAAUGAGUGAAAAUCAAGACACCUUGAAGAAUUUGUCCACAGAACCAGCCUUGAAGAUUUCCGAAAAGAAGAAUACUUUGAAAACACAGCACAGUGUUAUUAAAGAAGAAGAACCUGGAACAACUGAAGGCUACACCAAAUGCAAUAAGCGAGCCAGGUCACAGAGUCCCAGGAGAGAACAAGAUACCUUACCAAAGCUUGUUGAUGCGUUUGACCUGGAGUGCUCCCUAUGUAUGAGGCUGUACUAUGAGCCCAUCACCACGCCAUGCGGGCACACAUUUUGUCUUAAGUGUGUUGAGCGGUGCAUAGAUCACAGUCCAAAAUGUCCUCUUUGUAAAGAAGUCUUACCUGAGUAUCAGGCGCUCAGAAAGUACAACCGAACUGUUCUAAUAGAAGAACUAAUUGUGCAUUACUUGCCUGAGGAACUUGCUGAACGGAAAAGAGUUAAUGAUGAAGAGAUGGCGGAACUGUCAAAUCUCAACAAAGCUGUGCCAAUAUUCAUCUGCACCAUGGCAUACCCCACUGUCCCAUGUCCACUGCACAUCUUUGAACCCCGUUAUCGAUUAAUGAUCCGGAGAUGCAUGGAGACUGGCAACAAACAGUUUGGAAUGUGCUUGAGUGAUCCAGUUAAAGGCUUUGCUGACUAUGGCUGUAUGCUGGAGGUCAGAAGCGUUGAGUUAUUUUCGGACGGUCGUUCAGUCGUGGACACUAUUGGCAGGAGAAGGUUUAAAGUGUUAAGACACAGUGAAAAGGAUGGAUACAGCACUGCAGAUAUUGAAUACCUCGAAGAUAAAAAGGUAGAGGGAGAAGACUACACUGAGCUUGUUCGCCUUCACGACCUUGUCUAUGAUCAGGCAUACUUGUGGUUCAGCUCACUCAAGCAAGUACUGAAGACUCGAAUUCUGAGCCACUUUGGACCAAUGCCAAGGAAGGAUACAGAUAUACAGGCCAGUCCCAAUGGCCCAGGCUGGUGUUGGUGGCUGCUCGCCGUGCUCCCACUUGAGAGUCGGGCUCAGCUUCCUUUCCUCGCCAUGACAGCUCUUCAGGAACGCUUGAAUGGCAUUAGGCGUGUGUUAUUGUUCAUGUCGCGCAACUCUGCACGGUGACUGAGUGACUGGUUUGGACCACAGCUCAUGUGUGCUGUGGUAGGAACCCCUGUUGGCUCCACAAUAGUGACGUUUUUUCUACAUUCAUGUCUUAUCUGAAGCAGUCUGAUAAAAAGGGUAUCAUCUUUUUGAAGGAUGUGCAUAGUCGGUGAUUUAAAGAGUGUUACUGAUAAUAUAAUCAAUUGACGGCAUUUAGUGCUAACACCUCAGUACCUUCUUUUAUGACUAUU